ACCAUUUGAUUUUGAAAGGGGGUGCAUGCAAGUAGAACGUUUGUAUUUAGUAGCUAUAUCACAAAUACAAUGAACGAAUAGAGUGAGGGUAAUUAAGGUUAUAUUAUUUUAUUAUGAGUACACCGCCUGUUUUUUUUAUUUUAAAUAAUAAGCAAAAUAUUUGAGCGCUUAUAUAGUUUAACUAGACCCCUUUGUCCUUCCUUUGUAUAUUCCAAAUUAUGUGGUGCCUUGUCUGCUGGUACAGUCGGUAUGGAGUCGCAGGUCAUCACUAACCCAGAGGAGAUCACCACCCUGUACAGGGAGCACAGCCGCUUUCCCUCCCUGUCCAAAGCCUGUGUUGGACCGGUGAUUACUUCCCAGUAUGGAGGCAAAUACAGCAACAUCUACACAGAAUGGAGCCAGCGGGAUUUGGAACGCAAUGAGAACGUCAAGUUCUGCAGGCAGUACAUCGCGUUCCACGACGACAAGUCCAUCGUCUAUUCUGGUCCGUCUGGAAACUGCACAGAGAUAAAGGGAGAGCUGCUGAGCAGAGACUCCCCGUCAGGAGCGAUGAAAGCUGUCAUCAGGGAGUGCAGCAACAAAGGAGAGGAGAAACAAUUUCUCGAGAUCUGGAGCAAGAACUGCAAAGUGAAAAGCAUCAAUCUGACAGGACUGAAGAAACAUGGCAAAGUCUUUGACGACGACCAGUUUGGAUGCCUGGUGUGGUCUCACUCGGAGACCCACCUCCUGUACGUGGCAGAGAAAAAGCGUCCGAAGACGUGCUCGUUUUUUGAGACGGAGUCCCCGGAGCUGAGUGGUCUGGGGGAUGAGGUGGAAACUCUGAAAGCCGACAAGAAAGACAGCGUCAUCAAGGGGGAGCAGUUUGUGUUCUAUGAAGACUGGGGGGAAACCCUGGUGAACAAGAGUGCUCCAGUCCUGUGUGUCCUUGACGUAGAAAGCAACAACAUCUCCGUGCUGGAGGGGGUCCCAGAGAACAUCUCACCUGGGCAGGCGUUCUGGGCUGCUAACGACACCGGGGUUGUCUUUGUGGGGUGGAGGCACGAGCCAUUCAGGCUGGGACUCAAGCACUGCCCCAAUAGAAGGUCCUCCUUGUUCUACGUGGAUCUCAGUGGUGGUAAAUGUGAGCAGCUCUCCUCGGACACGAAGGCGGUGUGCUCCCCCCGUCUCAGUCCGGAUCAGUGCCGGAUCGUCUACCUGGAGUGUGGAGUGUUCGGGCCCCAUCAGCAGUGCAGCCGGCUGUGCAUGUAUGACUGGUACACCAAAACGACGUCAACAGUGGUGGACAUCGUCAGUAGACCCAGAGAGGAUGGCUUCACUGGGAUCUACACCUCCUCCCUGCCUGGGUUCUGCUGGUCGGCUGACAGCCAGCGUGUCCUGCUGAACUCCCCUCAGAGAAGCAGGAAGGAGCUGCUUGUGGUGGACAUAAACACAGGGGCUGUGGAAUCCCUUACCGCCGGUUCAAGCAUGGGGAGCUGGACACUGCUGACCAUUGACCGGGACCUCAUGGUGGUCAGCUGCUCCUCCCCUAACUGCCCACCCAGCCUGAAACUGGGCUUCCUCCCGCCAGCGGGCUCUGAGGCUGUGAGCUGGGUCUCUCUGGAAGAGUCUGAGCCUAUCCCUGAGAUUGAGUGGAGAGUGCUGACCUUCACCUCUCCUCUUGAGCAAGAGAACCAGACAUACCCCGGCUUGAGUUACGAGGCUCUGUUCCUUAAACCGGCAAAAGCGAAAGAAGGAGAAAAGCUGCCUCUGAUUGUGAUUCCACACGGAGGCCCGCACUCCGUGUUUGUUGCGGAGUGGCUCCUGUCUCAGGCUGUCCUGUGUAAGAUGGGCUUUGCGCUGCUUCUGGUGAAUUACAGAGGCUCGAUCGGAUUUGGCCAGGACAGCGUCCUCUCUCUGCCUGGAAAUGUAGGAGACCAGGAUGUGAAGGAUGUGCAGUACUCAGUGGAGAGCGUCCUAAAGACGGAGUCGCUCGAUGAGCAGAAGGUUGCUGUGAGUGGAGGUUCGCACGGCGGCUUCCUGGCCUGCCACCUGAUUGGACAGUACCCCGAGUUCUACAAGGCCUGUGUGGCCAGGAACCCUGUUAUCAACCUGGCUUCCAUGAUCGGGAGUACAGACAUCCCCGACUGGUGCAUGGUGGAGGCUGGCUUUGACUACAGCACUGACGCACUGCCUGACCCUGCUGUCUGGGAGCAGAUGUUGAAUAAAUCUCCUAUCAGACAUACCCCUAAGGUAAAGACUCCUGUUUUACUAACUCUGGGAGAGGAUGACAAACGAGUUCCCAGCAAGCAGGGAAUUGAGUACUACCGUGCAUUGAAGGCGCUGGGAGUCCCUGUCAGGUUGCUGUGGUACCCCGGUAACAACCACUCCCUAUCCAAAGUGGACGCAGAGUCCGAUGGGUUCAUGAACAUCGCUCUCUGGAUCAGUCAGCACCUUAAACUGUGACCGCUGAAACCUUAAUGCUUUUACUUCCUUAUGCAUGCGUUUCAUAGACAUGCAUCCAAUAUAGCAGUGCCAAUACAUCACUACAGCACUUACUGGCUUCAUGUACUACAAAUGGGGGCUGAUGCCAGAAUCCCCUAAUGACCCAUGCACCCAACCCAGCAAACGUAAUACGGGCCGUGCAUGAAGUAGCAGUCAUGCUUUAUUUUAAGGGCCAUUUUUUAGUUUAUUAACUGUUAACGAAUAUUGUUAAUUUUUAGCUUAGGGUUAGGGUCAGGGAUAGGGUUAGGGAUAAUAAAAACCUGAUUUAAUAUCAUCAUAAUGAUCAUCCAUAGGGCUAUAGUGUUUGCAGUUUUAGCUGGCCUAUUAAAAUAAAGUGUGACCGAAAUAGCUCUUAAAUGGGCCAAAGGUUGUAUCCGAGUUCCUUACUUUUAAGUUUCAAACACUGCAGUUAAUUUCAAAAAGGAUAUCUUAAAAAAAAAAAAAAAAACAAAACCAUUUUGAAUUAUAAGGCAUGACUAGCCAUGUAAUUGCAUUGUAAUAUCAGGGUAUUGUAAAUGCCAAUGGUUGCUAACUGGAGUGUACAGUAGGUACAUGACAAUGACAUUUCCCUGGAAUGACACGCGUAUUCCACAAGUAGUUACCAUGUAAGAGCAGGAUCCAUUGGUAGUUACCCAGUUAUUACGUGUUAAUGUAUGCCCUGUAAUCUAAAGCACUUCCGUAACAUCUUUAUAACACUACAUUUUCACUAAGGGCACUUGCAGUUGCCUAAUUUAGAAUACUCUACUUUACUUUGGGCAUAUCUGGAAGCACAUAUUGUGUGUAUAGCUUGGAAGCAAGUGCAAAGAGAAAAGAUCUCAAUAUUCUCACUGUUAGUAAACUUUAUUGGGAACCAUGCAAGCUGUUUGUUGUAUUAACAUUUAUAAAAAAGUUCUUGUGUGGCUUCCAAAUAAGAUUAGUAGGGACUGAAGUCAUCUUCUGAAGUCAUCUGUACUGUCUGUGUUGAGCUUCUUGCUCUGACUCCCUCCCAAAGCCCUGCUGGAAGCCAAGGAUAAGUUUAGUGUUGUGGUCACCACUUCUUAACGACUUUAUGCUCUAAUUUAUCAGCAGAAUGUUUCAAACUAAACCAGAAGCAUUCCUUUGGGAACAUUUACAUACUGGCUUUUUUUGUACUACUAGGUGUAAAAAGCAGGUUGGUUUGGGUGCUUAUAUUGAUGUAUAUUACUUUGUUAAAAAAAGCUGUUCAUGUAAUUAUGAAAAAUGAUAAUAAACAGGUUAAUCUUUCACGCAAA
Messenger RNA from Acipenser ruthenus (sterlet), 3731 nucleotides. Its product is annotated as acylamino-acid-releasing enzyme-like. Lineage: Eukaryota; Metazoa; Chordata; Actinopteri; Acipenseriformes; Acipenseridae. The record is from RefSeq and is a predicted model, not a curated record. Gene Ontology annotation, molecular function: serine-type endopeptidase activity. The transcript has 22 exons. The coding region runs from base 250 to 2442 and encodes 730 amino acids. Gene Ontology annotation, biological process: proteolysis.